AGUACUCCUGUGGAGACAGAAGAACCAGUAGAAAAUAACCAGAGGAUGGGACCUGCUAAACCAGAACUCUGGGAGUAUUGUUGGGGAACGUCAGGAAGCCGGAGGUGGACCGUGUGAGCUCCAUGAUUACCUUCUCCCAUAAAUCCACGUUUUUCUGUUGGGUUUGAGCGGGACAAACAUCAAUGAAAGAACUUUGAACCGCGGUGAAAUUCCAGACAUUCCUCCGACCUCUACAGUGACUGUUUGUCAUCACAAAGUCAAUCAUUUCCAUCCUGGCAGCUGAUGGGAUCCAAAGCUCAGCCACUCUAUUUGUGUCCGUUUGUGUCUGAUGUCAAAGACUUUAAAGUUUUAAAAAGAUCUGUGAGUCACACAUUUUUCCUUUAAUCUUCUCCAGUUGAAUUCCAACUACGGCGAUUUUUCUAAGUGUUUGCAUUUCACAUGAUACAUUAUCAGCAGACACUUUCAUGGCCUGAUGCUGCCUUCUGCUGCAACAAACACACAGUUUUAGUGUCAACGUUAAGCCAAAGAGUUUGGGAGAAAAUAAAGUUGUUCCUCCUGCUCUUCAGUGACUGAACAGAACAUCAUUCACUGUCCUAAAAUGACCCCUAAAGAGGAUCAUCUUCAUUCCUUUUCAGAAUAAAAAGCUCGUUCAAAGCGACUGCUCAAAGUGGGAAAGACGUCUGUUUUCAGCAGCAGAGUUACGUUCUAGCUGCACCAAUGCUGUGUCACCAAAAGAGAAAACUGCACAUUUUACAGCUGUAAACAGAGCUGAGAAUCUAAGCCCCGCCUCUUUUCCUGUUACUUUUUUAAGGCACAUUUCUAUUUUCAGCUCCUCAUUUGUUCUAAAAAUAGAUCCUAACUUAAGCCCCUCCCCGAGCUGGGAAUUUCCAGACAGCAGGUGUUUAGUAUUUCAGCCGUGAGUGCUUGCACACACUCCAUCUCCAAGACGUGCAGACGAGCCUCUUCAGCUCUGUCACAGAGACGCUCGGACAUCAGAAGCACGAUGACAAACAGCAAAGCGUGCCUGGCAGCGGCUCUGUGCUCCCUCCUCUUCCUCUCCACCUUCCUCAGCAGCGCCCAUUCAGCCAGCUGCUGCUUGAGCUACAGCAGGCGCCGGCCGCCCUGCAAACUCCUUCUGGGCUACAGCAUCCAAACCAUCACCGGUUCCUGCGACCUGCCCGCCGUCAUUCUCCACCUUCCAGGGAAGUUCCUGUGUGCAGAUCCCAGCAUGAGAUGGACCCAGAAGCUCCAGCUCUGUGUGGAGGAAAGGAAGAGGAAGGCUGCUCAGGUCCUCAACACCUCUGCAGACUAGAGUUCACAACUCAGCGGUCUGGAGGAAAGCUUCCCCGGCAGCUCUGCAGUUUUCUGCUGGCUUCAGCGCAGACAUCCAGGAGCUGGAGUGGGACCCUUCCCUAUUUCUGUUCUGUUUUAUAAACAGAGAAGUGUAGUGUUCGAAUACACAGUUGGCUUAAAGACUCACUAAAAACUUUGUGCUGAGAUUUGUCCGCUCCGGCGUCUCUGUGCUCUAAGAUCAAGUAAGAAAGAACUUUGUUUGUAAAAAGUGACCUUUGUGUUUGUAAAAGAUUUUAAUAAAGAAUCCUUUUAGUAAAA
Molecule: messenger RNA, 1611 nt
Organism: Oryzias latipes (Japanese medaka)
Lineage: Eukaryota; Metazoa; Chordata; Actinopteri; Beloniformes; Adrianichthyidae
Product: C-C motif chemokine 3-like 1
Biological process (GO): immune response
Cellular component (GO): extracellular region
Molecular function (GO): chemokine activity
Source: RefSeq, a predicted model, not a curated record